Molecule: messenger RNA, 5324 nt
Organism: Caretta caretta (loggerhead turtle)
Lineage: Eukaryota; Metazoa; Chordata; Testudines; Cheloniidae
Product: pituitary homeobox 3-like
Biological process (GO): anatomical structure morphogenesis; regulation of transcription by RNA polymerase II
Cellular component (GO): nucleus
Molecular function (GO): DNA-binding transcription factor activity, RNA polymerase II-specific; RNA polymerase II cis-regulatory region sequence-specific DNA binding
Source: RefSeq, a predicted model, not a curated record
AUGUCGGCGCUGCUGCAGAGCGCGGGUGGGAGCGCCCCUGGGCUGCCCUCAGCGGGGCUCCCCAGCACUGAGCGUGGAGCAAAGAAUGGGGAGAACUCACGGUCCAAGUCGUCCGGCUCCGGUGGCAAAGAGGAGCUGAACCUGGGCAAGAAGAAGCUGCGAAGGCAAAGGACUCACUUCACCAGCCAGCAGCUGCAGGAGCUGGAGGCCACCUUCCAGCGCAACCGCUACCCAGACCUGAGCACCAGGGAGGAGAUCGCAGGCUGGACCAACCUGGCGGAAUCCAGGAUCCGGGUCUGGUUUAAGAACCGCAGAGCCAAGUGGCGGAAGAAGGAGCGGCACCUGCAGCCUGGGCUGUGCAAGGGGGGCCUUGGCCCCCAGCUGAACGGUCUGCCCAGGGGCCCGUAUGAAGACCUCUACAACAGCCACUCCAACCACAGCUGGGCCCCCAAGGGCUUCCAGGCCAGCCCCCUCCCCAGCAAAGGCUUCCAGCUCUUCAGUGCUGUGAAUCUCAGUUCCUUCUCCCCACAGGCCAUGUUCCCGGGGGUGGCAGCAGCCUCCAUGCCCGGGGUCCCGGCCCUGGAGAACUUCAACAGCCUGGCCGGCCCCACCUACGGACCCGAAGCUUUGCCUUACAUGUACAAGGACCCCUGCAACGCAAGCCUGGCAGGGCUGAGACUCCGGGCAAAGCAGCCCCAGCCCCUUAGCCUCGAGGUCCUGCCAAGCCCCGCUGCGAGCCCCAACUCCUGCCAGUACACACUGGGCAGGCCUCUGUGAAGGGGACCCCAGAGCAUCGGUACCAGCCCCCCCCUCCAGACUGUACAGAGGGGUGGGGGGUUCUCUCACCAAGGACAGUGUGGAGGGAGGGGGGGUUCCCCCAUCCUGGGACAGUGCCCUCCACCACGCCAGAGCUGCCCUCAUAGCCCAUGCACCCCCCCUCCCUCUGCCAGUGCCCAGCUCAGGGAGCCCAGGGGGUGCCAAAGGCUAUGAGUAGCCCCAAAGAUUGUGGCUUAGCCCAAGACCUGUAGGUCCGGCCCCAGACAAAGCUCAGUGCAGGCAAAGUGCCGCAAUUUGGGUUAAAUUACCGUGGAAAGCGCCAUCUAAGAUCCCAAACAAGUAACAGACUCUUGGGAGGAGACAAAGCCCCCUGUGAGGGGAGACCUGAAGAGGCCUGGACGCAGGGCUCUGGGACUAGCCAGCUCAGAGGCACAGGGAAGGGCAUGACGCUGUUCUGAGUUCUGCACUGGGUGGCAUUAUUGUCUCCAGCUCUUGCCAACAAAACAGAGAGUCCCUGAGCUCGGGCUGCGGCUAGAGCAGGGAGCUCAGAGACUUCCGUUCCCAGCGCUGGAAGGGCAUGCUAGCGGAUGAGCAGAGCAGCAGCGACGGUGCGUCUGGACUCCCGCGGACAGAUCAGGAGCCCUGGAUUCUAUUUCCAACACUAGCAUUUCCUCACCAUGUGACCAUGGGCAAGUCUCGUCCCCUCCCUGUGCCUCAGUUUCCUUGUCUGCAAUAUGUUGGUCACAGUGCUGACCGGCCUCACCUGAGGACUCAUUCAUGCUUGUAACAUGCUUUGGGAUCCUUGGGAGGAAGGUGUAAUAAUGUCAGUGCAGGUGACAUCAGAUCUGGGGGAGUGGUAAAUAACGCCGAGGACAGUCACCGAUACAGAGCGAUCUGGAUCGCUUGGUAAGCUGGUUGCAAGCAAACCAUGUGCAGGGACGCAGGGGCGGCGAGUUAUAUGGGCCAGUGGUGCCCGGGCUCCAGGAAUAUUCAGGAACCAGGGGCCAGGCUCCAGCAAUGUUUGGGGCCGGGUCUCCCCCUGGCCCCGCCUGCCGCCCCCAUGCACCUUCCCCAGAGUGUUCCCUGGCCCCGCCUGUGGCCCCUGGGUGAUUUAAAAGGGCCCCAAGGCCCCUGCCGCCACCGCCGGCAGCGCAGCGGGGCUAAAGCGGCUUCCUGCCCGCCUUCGCUCCGCACAGCGCCCCACUCCCGGAAGCAGCUGGCAUGUCCCUGCGGCCCCUGGGGCGGGGGGGGGUCUCCACGCACUGCCCCCACCCCAAGUGCCGACUCUGCCAUUGGAACUAUGGCCAACGGGAGCAACGGGGGCGGUGCCUGUGGGCAGCAGGGUGCAGAGACACCCUCCCCCUCCCGGCAACCCCUGCCUAGGAGCCACUACCAGAGGGGUAUGCAGGUCACUUUCGGGAGCUGGCCGCGGUAAGCGCCACACAUCUUACCCCCUCCUACACCCCAACCCCCUGCCCUAGCCAGAGCCCAUACCUCAAUUCCCACCCAGAGCCCACACCCUGCACUCCCUCCUACAACCCUGCCCCAGUCCAGAGCCCGCACCCAGCACCCAAACUCCCACCCAGAGCCUUAGGCAGGUGUCAGGGCGGGGGCGGGACUUGGACCCGUUCUGUGCACCACCAAAAAUUAUACAAACCUGCUGCCCCUGGGGGAAGAUCUCUGGCCUGUGGUAUGCAGGCGGACAAGCAGACUCACUAGAUGCUCACAGCAGUCCCUUCUCACCUUAAAAUCUCUGAAUUUAGGUGCAAACUAUUCUUUGGCCUUGUAAAGUCCGUGCAGGCCUGCUUUCGGAUCUCAGCCAGAGUUUGCACAGGAUCUGGGCACAUCCCCAUUGUGAUGUCAAUCCAUGUCCCAUCCGCAGGAGGAUGGAACGGACUGGUCUGGCUUUUCCAAUUCCAGCUCCCAGGAGACCCCCGGGACUCCUUGAUGCACAGCUCACAAUACCCGAAUUCCUCUCAUUCCAUCUCAUUGCUGCCUUGGGAUUUUGGCGCGUGCUCAAAUAGUUCCCCUGUAUCACCCCCCUCCCUCAAAAGCCCACACACGCAACAGGGCCCCCUCCAGUGCCCACAGCCCUACCUUGUGAGCGGCCAAAUGACAGGGUGCUCUCCAGCAAUGUCUGUAGGAAAUGGGGGUGGAACUUCAAACACACCCUGCUCGCCAUGCCUGGGGCCCUGGCUAGCCAGCUUUCACCUCACUUCUCUGGAAAGGGGUGGGGGAUAGAUAGUGUUUAAGACCAAGGGCUGGGAAUUGAGGGUACAGCUACACUGCAAAAAACCCAGCGGCAACAAGUCUUAGAGCCUGGGUCUACGGACUGGGACUCACAUUAGGGGGCUGAAAAUAGCAGGGUAGAGGUUACUGCUUGGGCUCUGAAACCUGGCCGGAGGGAGGUGUCAGACCCCAAGCGCCAGCCUGAGUGGGAAUGUUUACACAGCUCGUGUUAAAAAGGGCUCCAGAGGAGAUCCCAGCAAUUACAGGCCAGUAAGCCUAACUUCAGCACUGGGCAAGCAGGUUGAAACCAUAGUAAAGAACAGAAUUAUCAGACACGUAACUGAACACGAUUCGAGGGGGAAGAGCCAACAUGGUGUUUGUAAAGGGAAAUCAUGCCUCACCAAUCUACUAGAAUUCUUUGAGGGGAUCAACAAGCAUGUGGACAAGGGGGAUCUAGUGGAUAUAGUGUACUUAGAAUGUCAGAAAUCCUUUGACCAGGUCCCUCACCAAAGGCUCUUAAGCAAAGUGAGCUGUCAUGGGAUAAGAGGGAAGGUCUUCUCAUUUCAGUAACUGGUUAAAAGAUAGGAAACAAAGGGUAGGACUAAAUGGUCAGUUUUCAGAACGGAGAGAGGUAAACAGUGGUGUCCCCCAGGGGUCUGUACUGGGACCAGUCCUAUUCAACAUAUUCAUAAAUGAUCUGGAAAAAGGGGUAAACAGUGAGGUGGCAAAAUUUGCAGAUGAUACAAAACUACUCAAGAUAGUUAAGUCCAAAGCAGACUGCGAAGAGCUACAAAAGGGAUCUCACAAAACUGGGUGACUGGGCAACAAAAUGGCAGAUGAAAUUCAAUGUUGAUAAAUGCAAAGUAAUACACAUUGGAAAACAUAAUCCCAACUAUUCAUACAAAAUGAUGGGGUCUAAAUUAGCUGUUACCACUCAAGAAAGAGAUCUUGGAGUCCUUGUGGAGAGUUCUCUGAAAACAUCCACUCACUGUGCAGCGGCCGUCAAAAAUGUAUACAGAAUGUUGGGACUCAUUAGGAAAGGGACAGAUAAUAAAAGAAAAAAUAUCAUGUUGCCUCUCUAUAAAUCCAUGCUACGCCCACGUCUGGAAUACUGUGUGCAGAUGUGGUUGCCCCACCUCAAAAACGAUAUAUUGGAAUUGGAAAAGGUACAGAAAAGUGCAACAAAAAUGACUGGUGUGGAGAAAGUAAAUAAGGAAGUGUUAUUUACUCCUUCUCAUAACACAAGAACUAGGGGUCCCCAAAUGAAAUUAAGAGGGAGCAAGUUUAAAACAAACAUAAGGAAGUCUUCUUCACCCAAUGCACAGUCAACCUGUGGAACUGCCUGCCAGAGGAGGUUGUGAAUGCCAAGACUAUAACAGAGUUCAAAAAAGAACUAGAUAACUUCACGGGGGACAGGUCCACCAAUGGCUAUUAGCCAGGAUGGGCAGGGUUGGUGUCCCUAGCCUCUGUUUGCCAGAAGCUGGGAAUGGGCGACAGGGGAUGGAUCACUUGAUGAUUCCCUGUUCUGUUCAUUCCCUCUGGGGCACCUGGCAUUGUUCUUACGUUAGCCCCACGAGUUUGAGCCUGUAAACCCAGGCUCCGAGCCUCCUGCUGCACGGUGGUGUUUGCAGGGCAGCUGUACGUUGACUCUGGGUUCCACUAGCUGUGUGGAUCUUGGCUGAGUUGCUUCCUUUCCAGUGCCUCGGUUUCCCCAUCUGUAAAAUAGCAGAACAGUGCUUCAAAUGGGCAUGUGAGGCUUAGAGUGUUGCUGCCUGCAGAGUGCUUGGAAAUCCACUGAGGGGCCCUGCUUCCCCUCUCUGCGAGAGCAGAUUCACUUUGCUGUAACUGCAUUGAUUUCAACAGGUUUACCCCAGCAUAAAACUGGAGUGAAGCAGAGCUGACGCAGGGCAUUUGCUGCCUGGGGAGCUGAUGUCAUAUGAGCUCUGGCUGGGGAAUGGGAGCCGAAUCUACGAUGUAAGGAGGCCUGGAGGGCAGAAAAGAUUGGAGCUAAAUUUAGCCCUUGGAGUGGAAUUUCCAUGAGUGCGCUGGGACUUUCCACUCCCCUGGGGUCACCUCCUUACCUGACUGCACAGCAGGCACAAACCAGCCGGGGAUUCUCCUCUUGGCUGCUCUGCCACGGGCCGGGGUCCUCGGCUGUACCCGCCCUGGGCCGGGGUCCUCGGCUGUACCCGCCCUGGACCUGCGUUCUCGGCUGUACCCGCCCUGGGCCGGGGUCCUCGGCUGUACCCGCCCUGGACCUGCGUUCUCGGCUGUUCCCGUCAUGGCUCUGGGUCCUUGGCUGUACCUGCCCUGGGCCU